Molecule: messenger RNA, 456 nt
Organism: Radiomyces spectabilis
Lineage: Eukaryota; Fungi; Mucoromycota; Mucoromycetes; Mucorales; Radiomycetaceae
Product: translation protein SH3-like domain-containing protein
Exons: 3
Coding region: 18-407 (129 amino acids)
Biological process (GO): cytoplasmic translation; ribosomal large subunit biogenesis
Cellular component (GO): cytosolic large ribosomal subunit; ribosome
Molecular function (GO): RNA binding; structural constituent of ribosome
Source: RefSeq, a predicted model, not a curated record
ACAUCAACGUCUCAACCAUGAAGUUCAGUGCUGAUGUCAGCUCUUCGCGCAGGAAGAGCAGAAAGGCUCACUUCUCUGCUCCCUCCAGCAUCCGCCGCAAGAUUAUGAGCGCACCUUUGUCCAAGGAACUCAAGGAGAAGCACAACACCCGAUCCAUCCCUGUUCGCAAGGAUGACGAAGUCAUGAUUGUCCGUGGCACCUACAAGGGUCGUGAGGGCAAGGUCGUGCAGGUGUACCGUAAGAAGUGGGUUAUCCACAUUGACCGUGUCACUCGCGAAAAGGUCAAUGGCGCCACUGUCCCCAUCGGCAUUCAUCCCUCCAAGGUUGUCGUUACCAAGCUCAAGGUUGACAAGAGCCGUCAAGCUAUUCUUGACCGCAAGGCCAAGAAGGACGCCAUGCAACAGUAAAUUGGAGACUUUAGUUAUUUUUACGAGAAUAAAAAGCACGGUUUCUACG